Fopius arisanus is the source of this 3013-nucleotide messenger RNA. RefSeq lists its product as uncharacterized. The transcript has 2 exons. Lineage: Eukaryota; Metazoa; Arthropoda; Insecta; Hymenoptera; Braconidae. The record is from RefSeq and is a predicted model, not a curated record. Bases 112 to 2922 code for a protein of 936 amino acids.
UUUUAAUGAGUCUCUCUAAAAAUCAGUCGAAAAAUCUGAAAUUCCUACCACCUUUUGGUUAUGUGAGCUCUCAUAAUAAGUGACCUUCAAUCAAACGUGGAGAAAAGAGUGAUGACGGACCAAAUGGACAUUUUUUACCAAAAAAUCCAGACAUUUCUAAUAAAAAAAGAUUCUGAAGUAGGAAAGCUGAAAUUCUUAUCGUCAAAGUCAACAGAGGAAAAUAUUAAACACAUCGAAGAGGUUACUACAUCUGUAUGUUCUAUAUUUGAAGGCUGUAAUAUUCCGAUCAAGGAGAAAACUUCAACAUCUAGUGUAGAAUGUAUUAAAGCACUACAGUAUUUGAUUUUAAAUACGGACUUUAAGACGCAAGAGUUUCUUCAGGAAGACUUUCUUCACGGUCAUUUGGUUGAUAUAUGUCCUCCGUUAUCUCCAUAUCUCCUCAUUGAGCUCGUCUGGCAUUUAGAAUACGAAGGACUCCUGGCGGAGUCAAUUCUGAAUUUACCACUGGAUCUCUGUAUAGAAGUCCUCGAGAUCCUACGACGAUACGCUUUCACGUUGGGCUUUCCAAGGGUUUUCAAUCUCUUAUUAACCCUUACUCGACACUGUUACAUAAAGGUACUUAUCAUUGGAGAUGUGGGAACUCAUUCAUUAGAUUUUGAUACAAAUUUGGAGAAAUUAAUUAUUAAUUAUCAGGAGAUUUUGAGUUUACUGGAGAAUAAAAAGUGCCUAAGGUUGUUAGAGGUUUCUGGAAUUGACAGGAGUGAACGUUAUGGAUAUAUUCUUCAAGAAAUCUUGAUAUUAACCAGGACUAUUUUGGAAUUGAAUGGGAGAAAAGUCACUACGGAAUCCGAAAAACAACACAAAUUAUAUGAAAUCAGUUUAGGUCGAGGAACUCUACGAAGAUGUGAUACAAAAACUGUGAACCAUCAUCUAAAAUCUCUGACCUUGUGCCUUAUGAAUGUUCUCCUGAAGAAAGUGAAGGAGAUCAACUGCGAUGUUUAUAUAGACUGGGCAUCGCUGAACCCACAGGCAAACCCUUCCAUAUCUCUCCAACAGAAGAUAGGAAUUGAAUGCUUUCAUCUAAUUCAAUUGAUCAAGGAGAACGAUACCGAUGCUCACGAGCAUCUCAUCGAAUGUCUUCAACAGUUAUCGGUCAAACCAGAAUCCAUCCACUGCUGUACAACUACAGACUUGAAAGAAUUAUGCAAAGGAGUGGAAGAGGGAAAUCACGAUUACCUCAAACAAUUACUAAUUCAAUGCAACAAGUGGGACAACUCUGUAUUCCAUUCAAUUCGAAAAAGAGUUGACCUAUUUGAUAAAGAUGAUUUUCUCAAUCUGCUGGAGUAUUUAACAGAAUUAAUUGUGAAUGAAAAAUACGGAGAGGAGAUACAGAUUGUUUAUAACACGCUAACGAAAAUAUUUUUCAGGCAAAAACUUAAGGAUUUAUAUGAAAUAAUAUUGCAGUAUAUUUUAAAACAUGAUGGAGAUCACAUCUUAGAAUCACUCCAUUCUGAACAAAGGUUCAUGGAUUUUUUAUUAAAUAAUGUGAACUUCAUAACUCCAAACAAAUUGAAAAUACUACUUUUUUUUUUACUCAAAAAUCCCCAGAAGUUUCUGAUGAUUUUAAUAAAAAUUUGCAUUGGAUCUGAGAAAUAUAAUAAUCUCAUGAUAAAUCCAGAUGAUUUGAUUCUUCUCUCCCCAGUAAUGACCAUUCGCAAUGGAACUGGAAAUUUAGUUUUAUUUUGUUUAUUGAAAAUUGCGUUGGAAAAUGAUGAAUUCUCAUUCAUCAAAUUUUCCAAUUUCAUCAAGUCAAUGAUAGAGCACCAUGUGUUUACAACCGAUGAAUUGUUUAAUUCAGUUUAUAUCCCCUUAAUUAAAACCGUAGAUUUGCCAUAUUCAACAGUUAGAUCAAUAUUAAUUAAUCUCCGUCAAAUAGCUGUAACAUUGAAUGACGUAAACCUUGAGUUGUUGCUAAAAUCAAUGGUGGAAAAAAUGUCACAGUUACGUUAUGACAGACGUAUCCCGAAUCUGCUCAACACCGAGAUGUUAACGUUGACGAUAAGAGUAGUAGAAACAGUAUUAGGUAUGCAUGAUAAUUGGUUCGUAGAUGUCGAGAGAAGACGUUGGAUAAUUGAUUUUGAAGCCACGAUAUCCCCCGUGGAUAAAUUAUAUUUUUCUAAGCUCUUCAACACAUCAGAAUACCUUGAUAUCACCGAAAUAAUCGAAGACUACUCUAGAAGAAUCAAUACAACUAUUCAAAAAGUCAUUGUUAAGGGUGAACCAAUUUUAAUACACAAUUGUUUUAACAGAUAUGUCAAUUUAGAAGACGAAAUAAUGAAACAUGUAAUUUUCAAUUGCACCGAGGCAGAGUAUACGAGAUUAGCAUUUGAAAUAACUGCAAUCGACUGGAAUGAAUGCAAGAAUUCUAAUUUAAUUGAGGGGUUCGACAAGAUUGUGAGAAUAACAAUUGAAGCUUGCGAUUAUUGCUUAAAAUCUUUGCCCAACCACGAUAAAUUCGGUUCUCUUAUCAAAUCAUUAUCGAAGUUUCUGAAGGGCUUGAUUCAUUUAGACUUGGGCAUUGAUAUGCAGUUCUUCUUAGAGUCGUUUUUAAAUAACUUCAGAAAAUUGAGUGAUAGUGUGCAAGGGACAGAGUAUCAGCAUUUCUAUAAUGAGACUGUACUGUGGAUGAAUAAUCGCCCAAGUAAUGAGUCAACUGCUGAGUCGUUAGCGGAAGUUGUUAACUUGUUGAGUUGCUUUGGUGAUAAGUGUCUGAGUACACCAAUUAAGGAAAAAUGUGAUGCCAAAAAAAUUUAUAGGUCACAAAUUUCUCAGAAUUUUAUUUCCAUCUGUCUUAUGGUAUCCUUAAAAAAUCAAUGCUGCACAAUAAAUAGGGUAAAGAAUUUACUUCUUCCCACUUCGUAAUUAUACUACUUCAAUUGUAAGCUAUUUUUUUUUGUGUUUUAAUCUACAAUCAAUUCUUCAAAAUUAUUUUGAAAAUAAAAAGAACUGUAUU